AAGAAUGAGAAAGAGAUUCUAAUUCCUAAGAGAAGCAAAUCAGUCACAGACAUGGCAGGACGUCAAUACAAUUUUCAAUUGCUGCUUCUAUUUGUGCUUCUUUUAGUUGCAUUGUCCAAUGUUGCAGAGUGUUACGGCCGUGCAAAGCUCCGUUCAUCAGAUUGCAAGCCAAGGUGUACAUAUCGUUGCUCAGCCACAUCACAUAAGAAGCCAUGUAUGUUCUUCUGCCUCAAAUGCUGCUCCAAAUGUCUGUGUGUUCCUCCUGGUACUUAUGGUAACAAGCAGACCUGCCCUUGCUACAACAACUGGAAGACCAAGGAAGGAGGACCCAAGUGCCCCUGAAGCUGCAUUAUAGGGUCACUCAUUAGAGAGGCCUUGGUUUUAUGUAUUUCUUCUUGUUAUAUGUCAUAUUCGUCGACAUUGCUCUUGGGAUCGAGCUCAGCGAGAGGACCUGAGUAGGUCAACUGACCUCUAGCCCAACUCAGCUCAUCCAUAUAUUUUGAUAUUAUAAUCUAUACGAGAAAUAUCCAAGAUUAA
Molecule: messenger RNA, 537 nt
Organism: Telopea speciosissima
Lineage: Eukaryota; Viridiplantae; Streptophyta; Magnoliopsida; Proteales; Proteaceae
Product: protein RSI-1-like
Exons: 3
Coding region: 52-342 (96 amino acids)
Source: RefSeq, a predicted model, not a curated record